Molecule: messenger RNA, 894 nt
Organism: Copidosoma floridanum
Lineage: Eukaryota; Metazoa; Arthropoda; Insecta; Hymenoptera; Encyrtidae
Cellular component (GO): extracellular region
Molecular function (GO): chitin binding
Source: RefSeq, a predicted model, not a curated record
AGAAUCAAAAAUAUUGUAGAGCGGUUAUAUAUUCUAAAUAACUAGUAUUUGGAAGCAAAAAAAAAAAAGGAAACUUUCGAGAGGAACUACAGUAAACUGUGGCAUUAUGUUCAAAGCACUGUACUUUAUCUGCACCCUAGGGGCUAUUACUCUGUUACAAACAGUUGAAUGUUACUCACCCUACGACUAUUCCGAUAAAUACGGACCAACUCAACAAUUACAGGGUUUAUAUAACUCUCAUCAGUUCGAUCAAUCAAACGACCUGUCAGACCCACGAUAUCCUCCUCCAGAACCUCAAGACUCCAUGUACACUGAUGAAAAAGAUCAAUGGGACCCAUCAAUGAAAUCAGACUCACCCUACGACUAUUCCGAUAAAUACGGACCAACUCAACAAUUACAGGGUUUAUAUAACUCUCAUCAGUUCGAUCAAUCAAACGACCUGUCAGACCCACGAUAUCCUCCUCCAGAACCUCAAGACUCCAUGUACACUGAUGAAAAAGAUCAAUGGGACCCAUCAAUGAAAUCAGAACAUUCGGCUGUACCACCCGAGAUGCACCAAACUGAACCACAAACGCAAAUUUCUGAAAAUUCGAACUCCCAGCAAAACUCGAAUGAAGAAUGCAAGGAAUUAGGAUCUUUCCUUCCCGAUCCUAAGGACUGCCAUAAGUAUUACGUGUGCGUCGGUGGCUCGGCAAAACAAAGCAUGAAUUGUGGUCCAGGAACAGCAUGGGAUCAAUCCAACACCGUCUGUGAUCACGAACACCGUGUCAUGUCGUGCAAAAAUAAAUAAAAUGUUUGAAGAUGCCAAAUCGGGUGACUGGGUGACUACGAAAACAACAAAAUAUAUUGUCAAUAAAAUAAAUUAUUUAAAUAAAAUAUGAUUUUUUUAACUUA